Molecule: messenger RNA, 2268 nt
Organism: Eremomyces bilateralis CBS 781.70
Lineage: Eukaryota; Fungi; Ascomycota; Dothideomycetes; Eremomycetales; Eremomycetaceae
Product: MBOAT-domain-containing protein
Exons: 3
Coding region: 1-2016 (671 amino acids)
Biological process (GO): ergosterol metabolic process
Cellular component (GO): endoplasmic reticulum membrane
Molecular function (GO): ergosterol O-acyltransferase activity
Source: RefSeq, a predicted model, not a curated record
AUGCCCAAAUCUUUGGACGCUCCGCACCGCCUCUCCAACCUCUCCGAUGUCCCAAUGUCUCAUCUCCUCUCGGGUCUCGACCCUGCCAUCGCUCCGGACAUCGUGAGAAAGCCGACGAAUGGUCCAUCCACCCCUCCAGCGUCCCCAUCGAAACCGAGCAGCGAGGAUGGAAACCAACUCUCUAGCAACCCCAUCUCGGGCGACGAGGAGGAAGACUACGACAACCUAGAGAUCGACCCCAAUACCGUCGUCGAGGACGGUGCAGGUGCGGGCAUUCAUCGUGCUGAUGCGCCGGCGAACCUUGUCAUCGAUCCGACAGUGGUCUUGGAGCCGACCAGCCGCAAAGGGGAGUAUGUGCUUACGGCCGACGACCCUGCGAUCCGAGAGAUCCUCGAAAAUCGAAUCCAGAUCGAGCACGGCGCAAAAGUUUCCGAGAAGGAACGGACACGGCUUCGAGAUCUGGUCUUCACGCGACAAUUCACCAGGUUUGACCGGCAAAAUCCCGCGAGCGGCUCGCCCUUUCAUGGAUUCUUCACGCUAUUCUGGCUGGGCAUUGGGCUGUUGUUGAUUCGCGUGGCGAUGCAGAAUUGGAAGCAGUAUGGCAGCGUGCUAGGGCCGGCGGAGAUCCUCCACAUGAUGUUCAAGCGUGAUUUGAUUGUGUUGGGACUUACUGAUGGCGUCAUGACUGCGGGCACGGCGAUGGGGUUGGUCCUGCAGAAGCUGAUCCGCCGAGGAUACUUGACAUGGAAUGGUUCCGGAUGGAUCAUCCAAAACAUGUGGCAGAUGUUCUAUCUUUUCGCCGUCAUCGGGUGGACCUGGUAUCGCGAAUGGCCGUGGACACAUACCAUCUUCAUUGUUCUCCAUGGCCUCGUGUUCGUCAUGAAGCAACACAGCUAUGCCUUCUAUAACGGACAUUUAUCACAAGUCCACCGUCGCCGUGCCAUUGUCGCACAAAAACUGGCUCGUCUUGACGAUAUACCUCCUUCCUCAUCACCUACCGGGGAACCUCGUUCACGAGCAUUAUCCAGUCCGGCAUCCGCCGAUCCGUUCACCUCGGCGCUCGAUCACCCUCCGCAUUCUCCCUCCCAACGACGCGCUUCGGUCAACCCCAAAGCCUCGACCGACCUCCGUAGCGAGAACACCGAAGUCUCCAACAUCGCCUUGGCCAUCGAGUCGGGGCGGCCCCUCGACGCCAAACAACUCCGCACCUUCCGCAUGAUCCUCCAAUCCGAACUCUCCGACCUUGAUACGGAGUUACGUGGGAAAUGCACGCACUCAUACAACCACUACCCAUCCAACCUCACACUCGCCAAUUGGGCCGACUGGAUCUGCCUUCCCACGCUCGUCUAUGAGCUGGAGUACCCGCGACAGGAGUCGAUCAAUUGGUGGUACGUCCUGGAGAAAACCCUGGCCACGUUCGGCGUCAUUUGGGUCAUGAUCAUCAUCUCGCAACAUUUCAUCUACCCCCCGGUGAUGACGGCGGUGACGCUGCGAAACUCCGGGGUGUCUCUGAAGCAUCGCUGGCCGGAAUUGCCCUGGGUACUGUCCGACAUGCUGUUUCCACUCCUGCUCGAGCAGCUCCUGACAUGGUACGUCAUUUGGGAAUGCUGUCUGAACGUGUUGGCCGAGGUGACGCGAUUCGCCGACCGAGGGUUCUAUGGGGACUGGUGGAACAGCGUGUCGUGGGACCAGUACGCGCGGGACUGGAACCGACCGGUGCAUAACUUCCUGCUGAGGCACGUCUAUCAUUCGAGCAUCUCGGCGCUGCGGCUGAGCAAGAAGGAGGCGACCCUCGUGACCUUUUUGCUAAGCGCGCUGGUGCAUGAAUUGGUCAUGUUCUGCUUGUUCAGGAAGGUGCGCGGGUAUCUGUUCAUUUUGCAGUUGAGUCAACUGCCGUUGGCGGAGCUCAGUCGGACGAAACUGUUGAAAGGACGCGAUAUCUUGGGAAAUCUAGUGUUUUGGUUCGGUCUAUUCGUGGGACCGAGCCUAGUGACGUCGUUGUAUCUGAUUGUUUAGGUCUUGUACCAAAAAAAGAAAAGGAGAUGCAUGGUUUGAUAUUGGAUGGUUCGAUACGAUUCACUGCCUUUUAUGACUUUAUUUUUGCACGAUACCACUCAUUAUCCGCAUUCUAGGAGUUGCAUACUAGCGUAGGCGUUGGAAAUCAAUGACAAAGACCAGAGACACUCUGCUCUAUUCUUAGGGAUAUUGAUCAAACUAGUUGUGGUUCCAGGCCAGCUUAGCUAUUAUAUCGAAAACUCUCACGCUUUU